AUGAGCUCGACUGGAUCGACACGUAAGGCAAUCGACGCUCUGCAAAUGGGCUCCCUUUUAGAGGAGCCCUUCCCACUCAGGCGGCCUCUCGAGUCUGCUUUCUCUCUAGGCAGGACCAUCAGCACUUCCACAGAAGGCAUGGACAUUGAAUUUGACGCAGUCCUGCUGGACGUUGCCAGCUAUUCUGAGGCGCCCCUUGUUCGCUUCCAAGAGAGAGGCCCCGUUGCUGACAAGGGCGAGGUUAUGGAGUGGUUGGAGGCUGCGGUGUUUGGCGAGGACGAGGAUUUCGGGGCCCUCCUGGUGGAGCCCCUGCGGGCCAGGGUCGCGUUGGGGCCAAUCUAUGACGAGAUUUUUGGCAAUGCUGAAAGUGGGGGCGGGCUGCCAGCUAUGGGGAGCCCAGCAAACGGAGUCAGCUCUGAGGGGCAAGUAAGGGCGGAGAAUGAGCUCUCUGGUGGGCACUUUCACAACGCUGCAGAAAGCCUCCUUUCUAGGGAGGGAUUCGCCGUCAGUAGCUGGGCAAGGGAAGAGGUCAGCAUUGCGGACGCAGACGCCCUGGAGACCAUCCUCGAUGUCAUUCAGAAUGUUCUUGAGGAGACCGCCGAGACUGCAGAUGAGCUGGGUGUAACUAGAGGCCCUGUCACGAGGAGGGGACCUCCCUCAGCUGGCGACUCGUGGGCUGCGGUUGUGGGCACCUUGGAAAACAGGGCCCCAAUCCUGGGCUCUAGGAAAGCGCCGCAAGCAGUGCAGGGUCACCCAAGAGGAGGCCCUGUUUUGGACCUCGUCCUGAUGGACGCGCAGCCUGGCAAGGGGUUUCAAAGGAAGAAGGCGGGCCGGCAGGGCCCUGCGAUUGAGGCCUUUCAAGAAUGGGGCCCGGUGAAAGAGGAGCGGAAUCCGAGGCUGAGGGCAGGCAAGUGGAAGAGCCACGCGCGGCGGAAGGGCAGCCCCCCGCCCCGCAGAAUGGGCAACUUUGGCACCGGCAAGUUUUGCAGCAUAUGCUCCCCCGCGCUGAGCAACAGGCUGCACAAGAAGGUCGACGCGCGGCGGGAGUGCAAGGCUGGGGACCUAAUCCCGGGGUAGUUGUGACUGCACGGUUUAGUAUGGUGGGCUGGCGGGUUAGCUAAGUAAUGUAAUACAUUGGAAUAAAGGCGGAGAAGCUGGAGAGAUUUUGAAGGUUAGCGGAUAUUUCCGGGCCGUAUUUCCGGUCUGUGGGGGUGGAAAUAUUUGGAGCAAAGCAGGCUGGGUUUCAAUAUGAAACCAUAAUGAGGCAAAGGUGGGAACAGCGCUGCUCCUAUAAAUUGCAAACUGACUGCGCGUCACAUUGAACAUUGGCUGCAUGGUUCUUCGAAAGCUUAUUAUUUCAAGAGGACAAGCUGGUGUGUGGCCUGGCUGAGGGGCCUGAGUAUACUGCUAGCACGAACUGGAGAUGGGAAGGGACUUAACAACAGAUUAGAGCUCUAUUCUCAAAGUGCAUGAGGCACCGGCAUGAUCAGCAACCGACUGGUUCUUUAAACAAUGUGUAUGGGCUGAUGUGGUUUCGUAACCGUUGGUUAAACAACCGCUGCUAGUUAGACAACCACUGCUAGUCAGCACCCUAAAGGACACACCGGCUUGUUUGUACAAAAUAGCAACAUUAUUUAGAAGGGGACCGUCUUGCCGACUGGUAAGGCACUCCAUUAGAUUGAUCUAUGUUCAACUAGUCACAAACAAUCUUGAUUGAUUCAGAGGUGUUGGGUAUGUCUUUGAACGGCCCGGCAUGCUACAAAAGCCAGCAAUUGAAUGCGUCUCCAGAUCCAAAACUUCAUAAUCUAUGAGAUAAUAGUGCU
Molecule: messenger RNA, 1823 nt
Organism: Klebsormidium nitens
Lineage: Eukaryota; Viridiplantae; Streptophyta; Klebsormidiophyceae; Klebsormidiales; Klebsormidiaceae
Source: the annotation of a GenBank genome assembly